Prunus avium (sweet cherry) is the source of this 2156-nucleotide messenger RNA. It is a transcript of the gene WRKY20, whose product is annotated as WRKY family transcription factor family protein. Gene Ontology annotation, biological process: regulation of DNA-templated transcription. The record is from RefSeq and is a predicted model, not a curated record. NCBI's taxonomy places the organism in Eukaryota, Viridiplantae, Streptophyta, Magnoliopsida, Rosales, Rosaceae. Gene Ontology annotation, molecular function: sequence-specific DNA binding; DNA-binding transcription factor activity.
GAUCCAUUGCCACAAGUCAACCCACGUCUCUCUCUGACGACAAAACCUUCCAAAACACAACAGACACCCCCACAGAUUACCAUUCUGCCCUUCCCUCAUCUUCCCCUGUUCUGAACAAAAACGAACCCACUCUCUCUCCUUUUCCCUUUGACAGUUUUUUGACUCGCCCCUCACCCAAACCAACCGGCUUUCAAUGGACGCGACCACACUCGACCACCCAUCUGGACCCUCCGAUGACUUCGAUCCGGGUCUAACCGGCUUCAAUUCCGGGUCUGACCCGACCCUUUUUUCUUCUACUGGUGGUGGUGGUGGGGCCAAGUACAAGCUCAUGUCCCCGGCCAAGCUUCCGAUCUCGAGGUCCCCCUGCCUCACUAUCCCUCCUGGCCUCAGUCCGACGUCAUUUCUCGAGUCCCCCGUCCUCCUCUCCAACAUGAAGGCAGAACCUUCCCCAACUACUGGGUCCUUUUUGAAGCCUCAAAUGGUGUACGGUUCUCUGAGUUCUACUACAUAUUCAGCAACCACAAUGUGCUCUGAUUUCGAUACCUUUGAUGAAAGAAAUUCUGGAAGUUUCGAGUUUAAGCCCCAUGCUGGAUCAAAUAUGGUUACUACAGAUUAUAACCACCAGAGAAAUGACCAGUUAGUCCAAGGUCAAGCUCAGCCUCAAUCACUCGUGUCUCCACCUUUGGUUAAAAGUGAGAUGGCGGUCUCCUCAAAUGAAUUGAGUUUGUCAGCACCUGUUCACAUGGUCACUUCAGGAGCUAGUGCACCUGCUGAAGGUGAUUCAGAUGACUUAAGUCAGAGGGGACAUCCAAAUCCUGGGGUCCAAACAUCACAGUUUGAUCAUAAAGGAAGUGGGCCUUCAGUCAUAUCUUCUGAUGAUGGGUAUAACUGGAGAAAAUAUGGACAAAAACACGUUAAAGGAAGUGAAUUUCCUCGCAGUUAUUAUAAAUGUACCCAUCCUAAUUGUGAAGUGAAGAAGCUGUUUGAGCGAUCUCACGAUGGACAGAUAACAGAGAUUAUCUACAAGGGUACACAUGAUCAUCCUAAGCCUCAACCUAGUCGACGAUAUAAUACUGGUGCUAUGAUGCCUAUCCAGGAAGAAAGAUCUGAAAAGGCUUCCUCUUUGAUCGGCCGUGAUGACAAGCCAUCCAGCAUAUAUGGGCAAAUGUCGAGUACUAAUGAGCCAAAUAGUACUCCUGAGCGAUCUCCUGUCACAGGAAAUGAUGAUAGUGUAGAAGGCACAGGUUCACUAUCUAAUAGGAUGGCCGAGGAGAUUGAUGAUGAUGACCCAUUCUCAAAAAGGAGCAGGAGGAUGGAUGUUGGUGGGGUUGAUGUCACACCAGUUGUUAAACCUAUCCGGGAACCACGAGUUGUUGUUCAGACUCUGAGUGAGGUUGAUAUAUUGGAUGAUGGAUAUCGCUGGCGGAAAUAUGGUCAGAAAGUGGUGAGGGGAAAUCCUAAUCCAAGGAGCUAUUACAAGUGCACCAAUGCUGGAUGCCCUGUUAGAAAACAUGUGGAGAGGGCAUCCCAUGAUCCAAAGGCAGUUAUAACUACAUAUGAGGGGAAACAUAACCAUGAUGUCCCAACUGCAAGGAAUAGUAGCCAUGACACUUCAGGAUCAACAACUGUGAAUGUCCCAUCGAGGAUUAGAUCAGAAGAAAGUGACACCAUAAGCCUCGAUCUUGGUGUUGGAAUCAACUCUGCUGCUGAAAAUAGAUCCAAUGAGCACCUGCAACUGCACUCUGAACAAGUGGAACGCCAAUCUCACACUAGUUCCAAUUUUAAGGCCAUUCAAACUACCCCUGUUUCAACAUACUAUGGUGUUUUAAAUAGUGGCAUGAAUCAGUACGGAUCUAGAGAAAAUCCAAGUGAAUCACGUAGCAUCGAGAUUCCACCUUUAAAUCAUUCCUCUUAUGCAUAUCCACAGAACAUGGGAAGAGUACUAACAGGUCCAUAGAAUUGCUUAAGAUGAAGCCAACAGAAAUAAGCUACUUUUUCCCUUCUUUUGGCCACGGGUGAAGGUCAAAGGGGCAUCUCAAUUUGAAAGAAAGAAACAAAAGGUAUUCUUCUUCUUUCCCUAUUUCAAAGAUGUGGUAUAGGUGCCUGGUGCAAAAUUCCUUCUCUGUCCGAUUAAUGUAUGUGCAACAUUUACUUGU